CAACAAUCUCGUUUUGGUUUGCAUGCCAUGGCUUCAAACACCAUGGCCGGCUUGUUUACUGGUUCUCACGCCCGAGAUGAACUCCAUGUUGUGAAUGGCACUGAAGAGAACCGGCCUCCGACAAGGCAGUCGGUGUCUUCAUCGAAAGUGUGCAGGGUUUGUGGGGAUGAAAUUGGAUACAAAGAAGAUGGGGAGUUGUUUGUGGCAUGUCAUGUUUGCGGCUUCCCAGUUUGUCGGCCUUGUUAUGACUAUGAAAGGAGUGAAGGCAACCAGAGCUGCCCUCAGUGCAACACUCGUUAUAAGCGUCAAAAAGGUUGUCCUAGAGUUGCUGGAGAUGAGGAAGACUUUGAUGCAGAUGAUUUUGAUGAUGAGUUUCAGAUCAAGAUUGAUCACCAUGAUGAGUCUACAGAAAAAAAUAACUUCGUUAAUCAUUCGGAAAAUGGAGAACACACUCAACAGCAGUGGCAUCACAACGAUCAACCUUUCUCUGUUGGAGGAAGUGUUGCUGGUAAGGAUUUUGAAGGUGAGAAAGAAGUUUUGAGCAAUGCAGAGUGGAAAGACAGAGUGGAGAAAUGGAAAGUAAGGCAAGAAAAGAAAGGUUUGGUGAACAAAGACGACAGAAAUGAUGACCAAGGCUACGAAGAUGACUUCCUUUUGGCUGAAGCCCGGCAACCACUGUGGCGAAAAGUACCCGUCUCAUCAAGCAAAAUCAGCCCUUACCGCAUAGUCAUUGUCUGCCGGCUUGUUAUUCUGGCCUUCUUCUUCCGUUUUCGAAUUUUAACUCCGGCAUAUGAUGCUUAUCCUUUGUGGAUCAUAUCUGUAAUUUGUGAGAUAUGGUUUGCAUUUUCUUGGAUACUUGAUCAGUUCCCCAAGUGGAACCCCAUCAACCGUGAGACUUACCUAGACCGCCUGACCAUAAGAUUUGAGCGUGAGGGUGAGCCUAACACAUUAUCAUCAGUUGAUGUGUAUGUGAGUACAGUGGACCCUCUCAAGGAGCCUCCAAUCAUUACUGCAAACACAGUUCUAUCGAUCUUAUCUGUUGACUACCCUGUUGACAAGAUCUGCUGUUAUGUAUCGGAUGAUGGUGCUUCAAUGCUCCUUUUUGAUUCCCUAUCAGAGACUGCUGAAUUCGCAAGAAGAUGGGUGCCAUUUUGCAAAAAGCAUAACAUUGAGCCUAGGGCCCCUGAGUUCUAUUUCUCUCAGAAGAUUGAUUACUUGAAGGACAAGGUGCACCCAAACUUUGUGAAGGAGCGUAGAGCCAUGAAGAGAGAGUACGAAGAAUUCAAAGUGAGGAUUAAUGCAUUGGUGUCAAAGGCUCAGAAGAAACCAGAAGAGGGUUGGGUAAUGCAGGAUGGUACUCCAUGGCCUGGGAACAACACUCGUGAUCAUCCGGGAAUGAUCCAGGUUUAUCUGGGAAGUGAGGGAGCACUAGAUGUGGAUGGUAAGGAACUGCCUCGUCUUGUGUAUGUUUCACGUGAGAAACGUCCCGGCUAUCAACAUCACAAGAAAGCUGGUGCCAUGAAUGCUUUGGUUCGAGUUUCUGCAGUGCUUACUAAUGCACCUUUCAUGUUGAAUCUUGAUUGUGACCACUACAUCAACAACAGCAAGGCUGUAAGAGAAGCUAUGUGCUUCCUAAUGGAUCCCCAACUCGGGAAGAAGCUAUGCUAUGUUCAAUUUCCUCAAAGGUUUGAUGGAAUUGAUCGGCAUGAUAGAUAUGCUAAUCGAAAUGUUGUGUUCUUCGAUAUCAACAUGAGAGGCCUAGAUGGGAUCCAAGGACCAGUGUAUGUUGGUACUGGAUGUGUCUUCAAUAGACAAGCAUUGUAUGGCUAUGAUCCUCCAGUGUCUGAAAAGCGACCUAAGAUGACAUGUGACUGCUGGCCUUCAUGGUGCUUCUGUGGCUGUUGUCGCGGUUCAAAGAAGUCUAAGUCUAAGUCUAAGAAGCAUGGGAUAAGAAGUCUUCUUGGGGGAAUUUACACCAAGAAGAAGAAAAUGAUGGGGAAAAACUACGUAAGGAAAGGGAGUGCCCCCAUGUUUGAUCUUGAAGAGAUUGAAGAAGGGUUUGAAGGCUAUGAUGAGUUGGAGAAAUCAUCACUUAUGUCACAGAAAAAUUUUGAGAAACGUUUUGGACAAUCUCCUGUUUUUAUUGCUUCCACUCUUAUGGAAAAUGGUGGGCUUCCUGAAGGGAAUAAUAGCCAAACACUCGUUAAGGAGGCCAUUCAUGUCAUAAGUUGUGGCUAUGAAGAAAAAACUGAAUGGGGAAAAGAGAUUGGGUGGAUUUAUGGUUCAGUUACAGAAGAUAUUUUGACCGGCUUCAAAAUGCACUGUAGAGGAUGGAAGUCAGUUUACUGCAUGCCAAAGAGACCAGCUUUCAAGGGAUCUGCUCCUAUUAAUCUAUCAGAUCGGUUGCACCAAGUUCUGAGAUGGGCUCUUGGCUCUGUUGAAAUCUUUCUUAGUCGUCACUGCCCCUUAUGGUAUGCCUAUGGAGGAAAAUUGAAAUGGCUGGAGAGGCUUGCUUACAUCAACACCAUAGUCUACCCUUUCACUUCCAUCCCCUUAAUUGCAUAUUGCACUGUUCCAGCAGUCUGUCUUUUGACCGGAAAGUUCAUCAUCCCCACUCUUAAUAACUUUGCUAGCAUAUGGUUCAUGGCUCUUUUCCUCUCCAUCAUUGCCACUGGCAUCCUAGAGCUCAGAUGGAGCAAUGUUAGCAUCGAGGACUGGUGGCGUAACGAGCAAUUUUGGGUGAUUGGUGGAGUGUCUGCACAUUUUUUUGCUGUCUUUCAAGGCCUCCUCAAAGUCCUGUUUGGAGUUGACACCAACUUUACUGUAACAUCAAAAGCAGCAGAGGAUGCAGAGUUUGGUGAACUCUACCUCUUCAAAUGGACAACUCUUCUCAUACCACCAACCACCCUGAUCAUCUUGAACAUGGUAGGAGUAGUAGCUGGAAUUUCUGACGCCAUUAACAAUGGCUACGGCUCGUGGGGUCCUUUGUUCGGAAAGCUAUUUUUCUCCUUCUGGGUCAUUGUUCAUCUCUACCCCUUCCUCAAAGGUUUGAUGGGAAGGCAAAACAGAACUCCUACCAUUGUGAUCCUUUGGUCAGUUCUUCUUGCUUCCAUCUUCUCAUUGAUUUGGGUGAGAAUUGAUCCCUUCUUGCCCAAGCAAACUGGACCAAUUCUUAAACAAUGUGGUGUGGAAUGCUAGCCAUGCUAUGCUGUUGGGGUUUUCAACUUUCUCUUCAUUGAUUGUCUUCGUAGUUAUGCAACUUUUGCUUGUUUGUCUUCAAAUGUUCUUGGUUUCCAAAGGUCAUUUGUGUAGACACUAUACGUAUAUGAUAUAUUCUUAACAGAGAUUUUUGACACUUAUUUGUGUGACCAGGGACCCGCUGCUACAUGUAUAAAACUUAAUUACAAUACAAAUUAUGUGUUUCUUAUUAUUUU
Molecule: messenger RNA, 3434 nt
Organism: Prunus dulcis (almond)
Lineage: Eukaryota; Viridiplantae; Streptophyta; Magnoliopsida; Rosales; Rosaceae
Product: cellulose synthase A catalytic subunit 4 [UDP-forming]
Exons: 12
Coding region: 28-3198 (1056 amino acids)
Biological process (GO): cellulose biosynthetic process; plant-type primary cell wall biogenesis
Cellular component (GO): trans-Golgi network; plasma membrane
Molecular function (GO): cellulose synthase (UDP-forming) activity
Source: RefSeq, a predicted model, not a curated record